Callorhinchus milii (elephant shark) is the source of this 2754-nucleotide messenger RNA. RefSeq names its product major facilitator superfamily domain containing 13a-like (gene mfsd13al). The transcript is spliced from 8 exons. The record is from RefSeq and is a predicted model, not a curated record. Bases 322 to 1734 code for a protein of 470 amino acids. Lineage: Eukaryota; Metazoa; Chordata; Chondrichthyes; Chimaeriformes; Callorhinchidae.
GGGGGAGUCCUGACACUUCCUGGAAGUGGGAGAGGGAGGGAGAGGGGGAGAGAGAGGCUGGUCAUUGCUGUGGCCUUCAGUCAGGUGGGUGUGCCAGUGGUUUGGCAGGAGUCACCAUCGCAAAGGGCAGUGACGGCUGUUCCUGCCCUGGGAAGAAAAUGUUUUGUUUUCACACUGAGCUCAGUAUAUCGUCCGUGAGAUCAGAAGUGAGAGAACUCACCUGGCCGAGGUUGUGACUGUUGUGGGUGAAAUAUUGACCCAGUGGUUCUGAGUCUCAUUGGAAUUCUUGCUAUAGGCUCCAACGAACAGUCAUCUGUGAUAAUGAAGCUGCGGUCACUGGGGAUCCAGGAUAAUGCUCUGGCGUAUGCCAUGACCUCGCUUGGAUCUGGCCUGAUGACCAACAUGUUCAGCUUCUAUUACGUGAAGCUCUUUCUGAAUCAGUACAGAAUUUCUGAGACAGCAUUUCACCAAGCCCAGGUGAUCUUCAUGAUCUGGAAUGCCCUGAAUGAUCCUCUCUUCGGCUACUUUCAAGACAACUCCAACCUAACGUGCUGCGUCAAACGCCGCCUCUCCAUCCUGUUCGGCUCUCCGUUCUACGCUAUAGCUUUCCUGUUGCCCUGGUUCCCGUGGCGGGUCUAUCAGGAGGGUGACUGGCUGUGCGGGGUCCACCUGAUUAUCUCUCUGUGUGCCUAUGACGGAAUGCUGACUUUUGUCCUCCUGGCCCAGUGCGCUCUCUUUGCUGAAAUGUCAACCAAGCACGAGAACCGUUUACAGCUGAUCAAAUACAAUCAGGUUGCCACCUUGAUCGGAUCGUCCAGUGUCCUUUUCUGCGGCUUGAUAUCCAAGAACAUGGAAAACUUCCAACGUUUCCAGGGCUUUGCUCUCCUCGUGGCAUUUCUGGCCUUCGGCUGCAUGUAUUACACGGGGACCCACAGCGUCAGCCAGUACGAGCAGGGGGACAGAGCGUCUGAGAAGGAGAUGGCCAAGAGAGCUUCAGAUGCCUCCUGGACCUCGGUGUUCAGCCUGACCAAGCAAAUCGUGAUGCAGCACAACUUCCUGUUCUUUGUGAUCAUGAACCUGUUCCAGGUUUUCCAUCUGGCUUUCUGGAACAACUUCAUGCUAAUCUUUGCCGACCACCUGAUCCCACCUGACAUGCUCCCGGCCUUUGUAAAGAGCAUCAUGUAUGGAGCUGGGUUCAUCUGUCCUCAGCUUUUAAUUCUCAGCAGCCAGUCCCUGCUGAGGAAAUUUGGUUAUUACAAAGUCAUCCUGUUUGCCUUCUACACGGAAUUGAUAACAGCGACAGCCAUGAUGGCUCUCGGCCCAGGUCACUACUACAUACUGGCUUUCUACCUCGUCGGGAACAUGGUGAUGGUGACUGCUGCUUUCAGCCUCUUUAACCUGCCCCUGGCUGAUAUUAUUGAUGCUGACCUUCACAACCACAAGCGCAGUUUUCCGCUGUCUUCUAUGAUAUUUGGUACCAAUGCUUUGUUUACAAAGCCGGCACAGUCACUGGCCCCAAUGCUUGUGGUUACUAUACUUAACCAGUUUGACUAUAAAAAAUUGAAGGAUGCCUCUACGCAUGUGGAUUUGGGUGCUCUGCAGGAACUCCACAACGUCAUGUUUUACCUGGUCUGCCUGAUCCCAAUUUGCGUUGCCGUCCUGCAGAUUCUGGCCUGGACUCAUUUCUCCAUCCGGGACACCCAUACAGACACAGCAAAGUACAUUGAUUCCUAAGGGCCCACCGUGUGUGCCUGAGAAAUCACUAAAAACUGCACACAUCGCUUAACCUCUUUGGAGUUUUUUUUUAAAAUACUUGGUGAUCACCAUAUUCUGUGCUCUAGUUGUGCAGAGUUGGUGAGAUGGGAGAACUAUAGAAUGAAAAUAUAUAGUCGGUGUAAAGAUUAAAUCUUUUGAAGUGACUUCAACGGCAUUUUGAAGAUUUCAGAAUUGAUGUUUUAGAUGGUUAGUGGGAUUCUAUAAAUGUUAACAGGUGUUUAAACACUUUUGGCUUUUGGUUAACCAAUUUCUCUUCUGCCACACAGGCUACAGAAGCACUGGUAGGUUAACCAUACAGGCCAGGCAGCUCCAUGCUUCAUUCUCUGGGCUGAGCGGCUAACUGAUCUCAGUCAGGGAAGUGGUCGGAGGAUUGCAGUUGGGCUCAGUUAGGGAAGUGGGGGCUGGAGAGAUAGCAGUCCAGGUUUCCAAUGGCUGUCUCCCCCCCCCUCCCCCCCCAUAACACUUAUUCAUACUUGAGUUCUUUGCUUAAAUAAUCAUGAAGAAUUAAGUUGAAACCUCACUUUUGUUGGAAGGCCUAGAUAUCUCUUCUCUGUCAUAUGUUCAACAUAUUACAAGCAUAUCCUUACACAUUUUGCCUGUGAAUUGUUCAGCAUUGUGUAUGCGAUGGCCUUCGCUUGUGAUUGAAAAUUGAAAAUCACAAGUUCAGCAUCUGGCCCUUUCUCCCAGAAUUGCUCUCCAUUCAUAUCAGAGGAUAAUAGGAUCUUUUUGAAUAUGUGGCAUUCAUUUUGUCUAUUUGAAAAGGAAAAAUAGGGAGAAUGAGAGUCGUUACAUGGAGGCUAAGAAAUGAAGAAUAAUUGUAGAAUAUCCGGAUAUUAAAACCUCCUUCCUGUAGAUUAUUUGCUCUUUAAUUUCACACAAAGUACAUGGCUAAUGCAAUUAUCGGGCAUGCAGAUGAGGAAAUUCAGCAUAUGGUCACCACUAUAAUAAUAAUAAUAAUAAUCCUUGCAUUUGAUAUAG